AUGUCUGACAGGCGUCCAGGUCAGAUACCGGAUGAGCCCAGUGGGGCAAUUGGUGGACAAAGCCGUACGCCAUCAAAGAGUCCCAUUUAUCGACUACGACUGGGCGUAGAGAACGCACCGCUAGGCUAUGAACCGGAGGGAGCCGUCGGCAACACAUCGGGUGAACUCAAUGUGAGCAGUGGUGAAGAGAUUUUAGCUCAGGGGCCGUAUAUGGGACAGGAGCCGGUGCUCCGGGCAAAAACCAUAAGGGAUUUACAAAAACUUAGGAAAAAGGGUUUUGAAAUAGACUUCGAUGACACUAAACAUCUCGGAAAGGGUGUAUACGGCACUGUAUAUAAGGGCGUGUAUAAUGAUAAGAUUAGUGAGUUGAGUGAUAAGGAGGGCAGACGUAUGGACAAAGCAAAGUCGGGCCAAACAUUUGCGGCCAAAUACGUCCAGUUUCUGCCCAACAUAUCACCCGAUAUGCGGUUAUAUCACGAAAUCGAGAAACGUAUUAUGAAAUGCUUGUCUCAUCCAAAUAUAGUGUCCAUUAAAAUAGCCAUCAAUUUAGGCACACGUAAAGUGAUCCGCACCCCCUGUGGCGGCCAAAUGGUUGACAUUAAUACCUUUGAUCGUAUGUUUCUGGCGAUGGAGUGCGGGAUCUGUACUCUUAGGGACUUUGGCGACGACAAGCGUAUCGACGAUCGGUUGGCCAUAGAGUUUGCCAAACAAGUGGCCGCCGGUAUGAAUUACAUGCACGAGAAGGGUGUAAUUCACGGGGACGCCCAUAAAAACAAUAUAAUGGUGUUCAGCGGCCAAUCGGCCGAUCAAUUUGUGGCCAAAUGGAUAGACUUUGGACGGAGUGUAUCGCGCGUGCACUUCGGCCGCUGGGGUAUCAAAAUCGGUGACAAAGAGUGGGAAAAGAUUAGGCAAAUGGACGUCAAAAAACUGGUCGAAACUCUGAAAUACUUGGCAGAUAUCGGGCCACAGAAUAGUCGGAUCCCAAACACGUUUGAUGUCCAAGAGAUUGAGUCGUUGGCCGACGAGUUGAAUACAUCGACCGCACCGUUGGUCGAUGUGCUCCAGAAUUAUCACUUCGAUCUGAUCCCUCUGCCCGGCGGUCAUCCGGAUGUCAUCGAUUGGGACGCCAGUGAUAGUGAUGAAGAGGACAGCAGUGAUUCUGAUAGCGAUUAG
This is a messenger RNA of Medioppia subpectinata, 1173 nucleotides long. Lineage: Eukaryota; Metazoa; Arthropoda; Arachnida; Sarcoptiformes; Oppiidae. The record is from the annotation of a GenBank genome assembly.